This is a messenger RNA of Ictalurus punctatus (channel catfish), 1914 nucleotides long. It is a transcript of the gene plekha2, whose product is annotated as pleckstrin homology domain containing A2. Gene Ontology annotation, molecular function: PDZ domain binding. Lineage: Eukaryota; Metazoa; Chordata; Actinopteri; Siluriformes; Ictaluridae. The transcript is spliced from 12 exons. The record is from RefSeq and is a predicted model, not a curated record. Gene Ontology annotation, cellular component: membrane; cytoplasm. Bases 337 to 1497 code for a protein of 386 amino acids.
UUCAUCUUUAUGAUACACUGUUGUUCAAGUCGCCAUUAGAUUGUGGUGUGUGUCCAUGUGGACCUGUAGUGUGUUUUCAUAUUGUGGCACUGCUCGUGUUCCUCUUUCUGUUUAGAAACGCAGUGCACACAACCGGAUGCGCGGUUUUAACUCAACGGCAGUCAACCCGGAAAAAGCCAUGUCACUGCUAUCAUGUGCUAACGCUAACUCUCUGGGUCUUGCUCCAAAACGCGUGUUUAUUCCUCAGUACCAUGAGAUUCAGCGGCGCUCGCGACUCUUAACAGUGUAGCAAGAGGAUCCAGGACUACAAAAACCUGGGCACAAUCGUUCUGGGACAUGCCUUACCUGGACAGACACAAUCGCAUCUGUGGAUUCUUGGACAUAGAGGAAAAUGAGAACAGCGGCAAGUUUUACCGGCGCUACUUCAUCUUGGAUACGCCGCGUAACUCUCUCCUCUGGUACAUGGAUAAUCCACAGAAUUUGCCAGAGGGAGCAGAAUCUGUUGGAAGUUUAAGGCUGAGUUACAUUUCAAAGGUCAGCGAAGUCUCCAUCAAACAGAAGCCCAAAACGGAGUUCUGCUUUGUGAUCAAUGCUUUGUCUCGACGGUACUUCCUGCAAGCCAACGACGCCGUGGACUUAAAGGAGUGGGUCAUCACCCUGAAUAAUGCCACUAAAAUUACAGUUCCGAAAAACCCAUCACCGGUCACUCAGAGCGCAGACAUUGCCCCUGUGACGAGCCAAACUCAGUCAACAAGUCGGCAGGCCUACAAAACAGCAAUUGUGGGAGGCGUGGUGGUCCAAACACCGGUCCAGCAGAACGAAUCAGAUGAUGUGUUCACUAAUGAAGUGGCUCCACAUGUGACUCUGAGAAGAUGCCAGAGUUUACGGCCAAACAUUCUGAGAUCAGGAUACUGCGUCAAACAAGGCAACGUGAGAAAAAGCUGGAAAAGAAGAUUUUUCAUUUUAGAUGACCAGACUGUGAGUUACUUUAAAAAUGAAACGGAUAAAGAUCCCUUACGCAGUAUUCGGUUGAGGGACAUACAGAAGGUUCACGAGUGCCUUGUAAAAUCAGGGGAUCUGCUGUCACGUGACAACCUUUUUGAGAUCAUCACAAACGCAAGAACCUUCUACAUUCAGACAGACACACCUGAAGAAAUGAAUGGCUGGAUAAAAGACAUUUCAUCAAAAAUUCAAGAUUUUAGAGGACCAUCAAAGAGUUAUCGUUUCACCUCCAGCCAGGUGAAACCACCCCUGAUAAAAUCCUGCUCCACAGCACAGUCCUGGCAGCCAUGGACCCCGGUCCCAAAGAAAGCGACUCAUUCAGUUGACGAAGACAUAAGAGAGAGCGCCUUCUGCUCGCUGCCCUCUCUCUCAGACGCACAGGAGAGCUCGGAGUCAAGGAUACGCCAGAGACACCAUUCUCAGCCUCAACAAUCUGCCACAGACCCACACUUUGCCAUGGAUAUGGACAUGCACAUACGCACCUCUGAUGUCUAAAUCUGUUUUCUGCUAUUGCUGCUCACCAGCACACUUUGUUGUAUUGCAUUAUCUUUUAUUUGUGCUUUUUUUUUUUGUUUUCUUCACACAACAUGCAACUGCUUUUAGACAAAAGUGUGAUGGAAAGCAUUGAACAUGGCUACAUGGCUUUGAGAUCCUCAUCAGUGAGACUGUACAGGUGAAUAAAUUUUAUGAAAGGUGCUGAAAGAAGGGGCCAUACUUUUUUGUGUGUUUAAAAAUAAUAAUAAUAAUAAUAAUAAUAAAUAAGAACUAAUAUGACUAAGACGAGCUGUAUAGUCUUUUGUGAAUAUAGAGAGUUCAUGUACGAAUUAUCACAUGUAUGUCUUUCCUCCACAAUUGAUCAUGUAUGGCAUACACUUAAAAGUAUUAUGGAUAAUAAAAAUGUUGACAGGUUUA